CAGAGGAAGGACGCUUUAGUCUGCAGAGCCUCUAGAUGGCUGAAUUGGAGCUGAUUGCCCCAGGGCCACUGCCUGGGAUCACCGUUCACCCUUUGGCCCCUCUUGGCCCAGACCCUGGGUCAGCUAUCCCAGUACAAGAAGAGGAUGUGGACUCUCUGGGGAAGCCUGGAGAGGAAACCCAGGAGCAGGGCUGUGAUCCCACAAAGAUCAGUGCUCCUGGUAAUGAGGGGGAGGGAGAGAUCCUGUGUGACUUCUGUCUUGGGGCCAGCAGAGUAAAGGCAGUGAAGUCUUGUUUGACCUGCAUGGUGAAUUACUGUGAGGAGCACCUGCGGCCACACCAGGAGAACAGCAAACUGCACAGCCACCAGCUGACGGAACCUUCAAAGGACGAGGAUCGGCGGACCUGCCCUCUUCACCACAGCCCUCUGGUUGCCUUCUGCUAUACACACCAGCAGUGCAUCUGCCAGGAAUGUGGGGAGGGCGAGCACAGGGGUCACAACACCGUUUCCCUGGAUGCAGCCCGCAGGAACAAAGAGGCUGACCUUCGGUGCAUGCAGCUGGAGCUGGAACAGAAGCUCAAGUUGAACGAAAACGCCAUUGCCAGACUCCAAGCCAACAAUAAGUCUGUCUUGGCGUCAGUGUCAGAGGUAAAGGUGGUAACUGAAGAGAAGUUUGGGGAACUCCUUGCAGCUGUGAGGAAGGCCCAGGCCGAUGUCAUGCUGUUCUUAGAAGAGAAGGAACAGGCUGCACUGAAUCAGGUCAACGGCAUCAAGACCCACCUGGAGUACAGGAGCAUCGAGAUGGAGAAAAGCAAGCAGGAGCUGGAGAGGCUGGCCACCAUCAGCAACACUGUGCUCUUCCUGGAGGAGUACUGCAAGUUUAAGAAGACUAAAGAGGCUGCCUCCCCCAGCAUUUACAUAGGGCUGAAGGAUAAACUCUCAGGCAUCCGCAAGGUCAUCACAGACUCAACCCUGCACUUAAUCCAGCUGUUGGAGAGCUAUAAGGAGAAGCUCCAGGAGUCUGCCAGGGAAGAGGAAUAUGACAUCCAAACUCAAGUGUCUGCCAUUGUCCAGCGCAAGUAUAGGACCUCAAAACCUGAGCCCAGAACCCGGGAUGAGUUUCUCCAAUAUGCAUGCGACAUCACAUUUGACCCAGACACAGCACACAGGUACCUUCGCUUGCAGGAGGACAACCGCAAGGUCACCAACACCACGCCCUGGGAGCACCCCUACCCGGACCUCCCCAGCAGGUUCUUGCACUGGCGGCAGGUGCUGUCCCAGCAGAGCCUGUACCUGCACAGGUAUUACUUUGAGGUGGAGAUCUCUGGAGGCGGCACCUAUGUCGGCUUGACCUGCAAAGGCAUUGACCGUAAAGGGGAGGAGCGAAACAGCUGCAUUUCCGGAAAUAACUUCUCCUGGAGCGUUCACUGGAACGGCAAGGAGUUCACAGCCUGGCACAGUGAUACAGAGACCCCGCUCAAGGCAGGCCCUUUCCGGAGGCUCGGGAUCUACGUCAGCUUCCCAGGAGGAACCCUUUCCUUCUACGGCGUAGAGUAUGAUACCAUGACUCUGAUCCACAAGUUUGACUGCAAGUUCUCAGAGCCAGUCUACGCUGCCUUCUGGCUGUCUAAGAAGGAAAACGCCAUCCGGAUUGUGGAUCUGGGAGAGGAACCUGAGAAGCCUGCUCCAUCCUCCGUGGAGGCUGCUCCCUAGAUUCUAGGAUCAGCCUCCCAGACUUUGCUAACCUCGACCACUGGCAGCAGCUGGUGUUUUAAGGUGGUAGUUGGCUCUGGGAACUGUGUGGAUCCUAAGUGAACGAACUUUCCUGCCUGCUUGUCAUUACAGUUCAUGCAUGAAUGCAGAAACUCUAAGGCACCAAAGCUUCCCCCCAAAAUCUUCUAAUGAUGGGUCUGCUCAGGUCAUUGUCACCCUUUACAAUUUAUAGAAUUAUAGACUAAUUUAUAACUAAGGCUCUUCAGAGCCUAGCAAGACUGCACAGGAAUCAUAAUAAAUCACAAACACAUCAUUGUGAAU
Messenger RNA from Microtus ochrogaster (prairie vole), 2033 nucleotides. It is a transcript of the gene Trim16, whose product is annotated as tripartite motif containing 16. Lineage: Eukaryota; Metazoa; Chordata; Mammalia; Rodentia; Cricetidae. Gene Ontology annotation, molecular function: zinc ion binding; protein binding. The record is from RefSeq and is a predicted model, not a curated record.